Entrophospora sp. SA101 is the source of this 378-nucleotide messenger RNA. NCBI's taxonomy places the organism in Eukaryota, Fungi, Glomeromycota, Glomeromycetes, Entrophosporales, Entrophosporaceae. The record is from the annotation of a GenBank genome assembly.
AUGAGAUAUACAAUUAGAGACACAGAAAUUCCACCAUUUCUAAUACCUUUCAAAUACAAGAUUCUUUUAGCAGGAAAGUAUCUUAAUGUGGUUCGAGAAUGUGGAAUUCCAAUAAUUCAAGAACAACAAAAACAAAAUUCUGAAGAUGAAGAUCCAAUUAAUGGUAAAAAAAAUGUUGAUAGAACUGAUGUCAAUGUUAACAAUGAUAUUUUGACCGCAAUGGACGGUGGAAGGUUUGUGGAAAAUAUAGAGACUGCGUAUAAGCGUGCAAAUCGUACCUUGCUUGAUUUAUUGUUGAAAGAUCAUCAACUGAUAGCACGUUUACGGUUUUUGGAGUUACUCAAACAUAAGGAGGAUAUUGCUCGCAAAAUUAUUUAA